Molecule: messenger RNA, 1532 nt
Organism: Mesitornis unicolor (brown roatelo)
Lineage: Eukaryota; Metazoa; Chordata; Aves; Mesitornithiformes; Mesitornithidae
Gene: DIXDC1
Product: DIX domain containing 1
Exons: 13
Biological process (GO): canonical Wnt signaling pathway
Cellular component (GO): cytosol
Source: RefSeq, a predicted model, not a curated record
GCUUUGUUGCUCAAUGGGUCUUUACCUGAGGAUGAGCAGGAAGGGUCCUUUGAACUCUGUGAACGUGAAGCUUGCCCUGAAGAGCAGCUGAUCAUAAUCCAAAGUCGUCUGGACCAGAGUGUGGAAGAAAAUCAAGAUUUAAAGAAGGAGCUACUGAAAUACAAACAAGAAGCUAGAAACCUUCAGGGAAUAAAGGAUGCUUUACAGCAACGGCUGAUUCAACAGGAUGCUUCAGUUCUUCAGCUAAAGCAGGAACUGCUGAGAGCAAACAUGGACAAGGAGGAAUUGCACAACCAGAACGUUGACCUUCAGAGGAAGGUUGAAGAGAGAAACCGGCUACUGGCAGAAUACAAAAAAGAUCUGUGCCAGAAGGAUCGGCAUUUACAGCAGCAUCAGACCAAACUGGAUGAAAUGCUUAGGCAGCUUUCUGAGGCCAGCUACCAACAGGUGGACUUGGAGCGGGAGCUGGAGCAAAAAGAGGCCCUGUUAGCUCACUGCAUGAAGAGAGAAGCUGAAGAGGUGAUGGCUUACAGUGGUCAUAGUGCUCAGAGCAAUGGCUUCCUCCAGACAGCAGGAAAAGGAGCUGCUCCCACAGCGCACCGAGGGACAAGUGACUUGCAGUUGGUUCGUGAUGCCCUUCGCAGCCUCAGGAACAGUUUCAGUGGCCAUGAUCCACAGCACCACACCAUUGACAGCCUGGAGCAGGGCAUCUCCAGCCUGAUGGAACGGCUGUACCGCAUGGAAACACAGAAGAGGCAAGAGAGAAGGGUCCGGGGAAAAUCACCAGCAAGCAGAGCAACAAAUGACUGUAGGGACUCCUGGCCUCCCAAAUCCAAACUGCCUCAUUCUCACAGCACACCCGUGAUGAGCACCAGUGCCUGCACCAAAGUGUUGUACUUCACUGACCGCUCCCUCACACCUUUCAUGGUCAACAUACCAAAGAGGUUAGGGGAAGUGACUCUGAAGGAUUUUAAGGUAGCUAUUGAUCGUGAAGGAACCCACCGGUACCACUUCAAAGCCCUGGAUCCAGAGUUCGGCACAGUCAAGGAGGAGGUGUUCCACGAUGAUGACAUCAUUCCUGGUUGGGAGGGGAAAAUUGUGGCCUGGGUGGAAGAAGACCACGGGGAGAAUUAAUCAAGCUUUUAAGUCUCGUCACUAUGGAAACCUGUAACUGGCUGCUGAGCUCAAAGAAUGACCAAAAAGCAUGUGUGCUGGAAGGAGUCCAAUUCAAGCUGCCAAAACAGAGGGCUUUUCUGCAGACAACGGGAAAUGCAUGUUGUGAGCAUGGACACCUGGCAUCUGACUUUCCAUGGCCAAAUGCAGACAUUCUGAGACUGAAAUGACAGGUCUGUGGGAAAGAAACAUCUUGUUUUGUCCUGUUAACUAAACCCUGAAGGCCUUAAUGAUGCAUUGCUCCCUCCCCCAGCUUCUCCAUUCCUGCAGUAUGUGCCGCAGAUUGUGAUCUGGGCAUUUCAAGUCUGGAUUCUUGUACAUGAUAUUACAUUAAUCUGCACUGAUGGCGAAAAUGUGAA